Arabis nemorensis is the source of this 612-nucleotide messenger RNA. The record is from the annotation of a GenBank genome assembly. Lineage: Eukaryota; Viridiplantae; Streptophyta; Magnoliopsida; Brassicales; Brassicaceae.
AUGGCAGUCACCGGAUCUGAGCAGAAGAAGAGGAAAAUCACCGGCGAACUGAAGCAACUGCACUGGCAAGAGUACCGUAAUUCACCGCAACCCGCCGUCGUCUCCUCAGUCCGGAUUUCGGCGUCGUCCAAUCUAAAGGCCAAUGUCCAUACUCCUGGAAGUGGAUAUGUCCUGCUACAUCAUGUGAUGGGAGAAACAGAUGGAGAGCGUAGUGUUUGGUCUUACGUCGAAGGUGGAAUUGGCUCUGUCUCCAUGGCUAUAGCUAAUGCUGCAAAAGAAGCUGGCGCUCAGGCUCAGAUUUUCACAAACGCAGAGGCAUUUCAUUUCAAGAUCAUUAAUGUAGGAACGCAGGCUCAGGCACUGUAUUCCUACAUUAUGCAGAACAGUGGAGUUUCUGAAGUACAAACUGAGGAUUCUGGCAUCGUGAAAGGGGUUUUACUUGCUGACGGUACACGGGUGGAGUCAUCUGUUAUAUUGUCCAAUGCAACCCCUUACAGAAAUUUUGUGGAGCUGGUUCCGGCUAAUGUUCUUCCUGAAGAAUUUGUCGGUGCUAUAAAGAACUCAGAUUACAGCUCGGUAAGCAUUUCAUGUCAAGUUCCUCUUUUCUCUUGA